This is a messenger RNA of Parus major (Great Tit), 947 nucleotides long. It is a transcript of the gene ATP5MC2, whose product is annotated as ATP synthase membrane subunit c locus 2. Gene Ontology annotation, molecular function: proton transmembrane transporter activity. NCBI's taxonomy places the organism in Eukaryota, Metazoa, Chordata, Aves, Passeriformes, Paridae. The record is from RefSeq and is a predicted model, not a curated record. Gene Ontology annotation, biological process: proton transmembrane transport; proton motive force-driven ATP synthesis. The transcript is spliced from 4 exons. The coding region runs from base 424 to 828 and encodes 134 amino acids.
ACACUGAGAGCCCCGGGGCGGGCAGAGCCCUUCGGGACCGGAGGCGAGCGGAGCCCCCGCGCUGUGGCGGGGACACGGCCGGUGCCGCCCCCUCAGGACCCGGUUUGGGGGGGACGUUCCCUCACGCGGCCUCUUGGGGUUCCCGGCCCAGUCCCCACGUCCCCAGGGCCCGGCUCGGCCCUGCCUGUGACACCCUCAGCGGCUCCUCCAUCCCUGAGCCCAAAGUGCCACCACGGUGCCCUGGCGGGAGCGACACGUCCUGCCCCUCCCGUGUGUCCCCAUGUCCCCGUGUGCCCCCCCAGAGCCGGGGCCAGCCGUGGGGCCGGACACCCCGCGCCUCAGCCCUUCCUGCCCCUGUCCCCUCCAGCCGUGUCCCGCCUGUGUCCCUCGGCCGUGUCCUGCACGUGUCCCUCCGUCCUCGCCAUGUUCACCUGUGCAAAGUUCGUCUCCACUCCUGCGCUUGUGUGGAGGAGCUCGCGGGUGCUGGGCCAGCCCCUGUCGGCCGCAGCGCUGAGCAGCCCCGAGGCCCGGCCGGAGCAGACUGUCCUCCAGGUGUGGCCGGGAGCCGCCCGGGCCCUGCGGACGAGCGCUGCCCAGCGGGACAUCGACACGGCCGCCAAGUUCAUCGGUGCCGGCGCUGCCACCGUGGGGGUGGCCGGCUCCGGGGCCGGCAUCGGCACCGUGUUCGGCAGCCUCAUCAUCGGCUACGCCAGGAACCCCUCGCUCAAGCAGCAGCUCUUCUCCUACGCCAUCCUGGGCUUCGCCCUCUCCGAGGCCAUGGGGCUCUUCUGCCUCAUGGUGGCCUUCCUCAUCCUCUUCGCCAUGUGAGCAGCGGGCGGCGGUGACAGCGGCGGUGACAGUGACGGAGCUGUGCCCGGGGCCGGUGGCCCCGUGCCCAGCCGGGAGUACCGGGGGCAGGGAAUAAAGACGGUUUGGUGACAGUCUGA